UCGACGCCAAUGAACGUUUUCGUCCUUGUCACCCUCCUUGCCGUGGCGGCGGCAUGCGCCAUGCCAGCUGCUGCCCGCCUGCCUGGUGCAAGCUACACGUGGGAUGAGAAGACUGCUUACACCAUGCUGGAGUACGCGUCUGCGUCGUACUGUGACGAGAAGGACCUCCUCGAUUGGUCGUGCAAUGUGUGCGUGGGUAACACCACGGGCUUUGUGCUCACCGGGUACUGGACGGAUCCGGUGACCAAGACCGAGUCGUUCUCGGGCUACCAUGCAGAGAGCAAGGCGAUCAUCCUUGCCCACGAGGGGAGCCACAACACGGAGAACUGGAUCACCAAUCUCAAGUUCAAGAAGGCCGAUCUCGUCGACUACCCCAACGCCACCGGGGCCAAGGUCCACCGCGGCUUCCAGGAGGCAUGGGAGGGCGUCGGGCAGGAGGUCUCGGACCACGUCGCCGACCUUGUCGAGCGCUUCCCCGAGUACCGCGUGUACGCGACCGGUCACUCGCUCGGUGGCGCGCUCGCCGUCCUCUCUUCGCUGUACGUGACGGUCAAGAAGCCGCACGUCCCGGUCCACGUCUACACCUUUGGCGCGCCGCGCGUCGGCAACGACGCUUUCCAGCUCUACUUCCAGUCGCAGAUCGAGAACGCGGUCCGUGUCGUCCACUCGACCGAUAUCGUCCCGCAUCUGCCGUUCCGCUUCCUCGGCUACCACCACGCUCCGCUCGAGGUGUGGGAGCACAACGGCGGGUACAAGGUCUGCAACGGUUCCGGCGAGGACCCCAAGUGCUCCGACUCGGUCGUCGUUCCCACGGCCUCGGCUCACGCCGUUUACAUGGGCAUCAAGGUCAACGGCUGCCAUGCCCGCUCGUAGUCCGUCUACCCUAUUGAACCGUUUUCUUUACUCCACA
Thecamonas trahens ATCC 50062 is the source of this 910-nucleotide messenger RNA. Its product is annotated as lipase. The record is from RefSeq and is a predicted model, not a curated record. Gene Ontology annotation, biological process: lipid metabolic process. NCBI's taxonomy places the organism in Eukaryota, Apusomonadida, Apusomonadidae. The transcript is spliced from 2 exons. The coding region runs from base 10 to 873 and encodes 287 amino acids.